CCGUUACGGUUUUAUAUACCUACAGUGUAAUUGAUUGAAUUUGUAUGUUCAAAUUGUGACAGUUUUGAAUUUUUGAUUAUCAAAUGUUUAAAUGUAUAUACAUACCUACUUAACGUGUCUUGCUUUUGACAUGCUCGUCUGAUACGGUUCUACGGCUAAAAGUAACGGAAAUACGACUACUAGUCAGAAGUUCUUGGAUGCAGGAUAAUUUUCAAAUGUAUUAUAAAUAUUCGGAAAACAUUCAAAAGUAAACACUACUCAGUACCUACUCACUAGUCACGGGUACAGCUGUGAACAUGGAAAGGUCUUAUGGUAUUGACGAUUAUCAACCAUCAAGAGGCAACGGUUUAGGUUUUGGCCUAGAACCGUCAACAUUUAUAUCGGUACUGGCAUUUCUGGCGUUCCUGCUACAUGCGCUAUUAAUACUACUUAUACCGACGCUGAAGUCAUUUUUCACCGGGCCUUUUUUCGGCCACGGGUAUGCCAACGGCAUUGGCUACAGCAAUGGAUUCGGUGGUGGUGGAGGAUUCGGAGGUGGGCCCGGAUUCGGUGGCAUGGGCUAUGGAGGUCUGCAGAACGGAGGCUACGGGACCGGUGGUGGUUUCGGUUACGGAGCCGUUCCAUCCAUAUUAGGUGGCGUCAACGGCAUAUUGGGUACGGGGCUUUUGGGCACGACGGGGUUAUUGGGCACGGGGCUGUCUGGACUAUUUGGUCCAGGGGUUGGAAGCUUAGGGGCGGCGGCACCAGGGGCUGCGGCGGCGGGGACGCCGAUUACCCGAGGCGCGAGCAGGAGUAGAUCAGUCGACGGUGAAAACCGAACGUGGGUUUCCGAAGACGAAACGCAAGUAAAACCUACAGCUGAAGUAGACGGGUCAACGGGACGAAAUAUAAAUACAAACAGAUUGCUGAGUAAAUGUAAUUUUUACUUUUGUUUACUUGGCAAAACGAAAAUUGAUCAUAUGUUAGUGUUACGAGAACGUAAAUAAUAAUAUUAUAUAUUAAGGAAUAUAACAUAUAUAUUAGUUACAUAGGUAUAAUAUAAGAAGUGUCACGACAUGUUUGUCCUUAAAUAACAUACCAAAUAUAAUAUAUACAUAAAGGUACCUGAGUGGCUUUGUUGUCACUCGUCGCAACUAUGUAUAAAUAUAUAUUUCACUCUACUCACCACUCACCAACUCCUGCAGCCAAAACUUUAAGUGUACACAACUAUUUGAAUACCUACAAAAUGAAAAUUUAUCAUUCGACUUUUGAAAUAUUAUAAGUUAUAACAUAUACAUUUACUGUUUAAAUUUAUUGUGUCAUUAUAUUGUUAAUAAUUUUAUUAUGAAAACAUUUUUAUCAAAACUUUGUAUUAACUACCUAUAAAUUAUAAUAAUUAUGGCAAUGUAAAUCUAUAGAUAGGAAUCAAAUGAUAAUUUUUUCAAAUAAAAAAAUGUACCUAUUGACAAGGACAAACACGUGAGAGACAUUCUAUUAUACGCAUUCUAAACAUAUAAUACAAAUUACAAUACAAUACAAUACAAUACUAAACUACUCAGAGUUAUAAUUUAUCACAUUAGAUGUAAAGCAUUAUACAUUUAUGCAUAAUGUAACUUGUAAGUAUUUAAUAUUUAUAUUUUAAUUCGUAUAAAUGUAUAAUAUGUUAAAACAUAUUAUAACAAUAUAACUUAAAAGUAAUGCCCAACGAUAAUUAUCUAGAUAUGUGGUCUUUAUAAAAUAUUUACCAUUGAAAAAUCAAUUGAGUAGACGUAAAACACGUUUAUACUUUAAAAUCCAACAUUUAAAUUUAAUUCACUUAUAAAAUAAAUUCUAAACCAUAUUAAUAAGCUAUAUAGCAUAAGUCAUAAUUUUGCCAUUUUGGGUGCUGUCACUAUAAUAACAUGUGUAUAAUUUUACUCGAAGCAUAAUAUUAUGUUAACUUUAAGAACCUAACUUAUCCCUAUUCCCUAUUAAAUUAUUAUUAUACAAUUAAUAUUGAUUAUUGUACCUAUGCCUUCCUUGUUAGCUAAAUCGGUCAAUACUUAAUAAAAUAUUUAUAGUAGGCAUUGUAAAAUAUUAAUGCAUUUGACUUAUAAUUUAUAUUGAUCUUAUAGGGAGUUUUAAGUUCAUGCAAAGGUGGAAGUUAUUGUUAACCUAUAUUAUAAAUUAAUGUUAAUUAGAUAUAAAGUUUUUAGACAUAUUAUGAUUCGUGGUAUAUAUAUUAAUGUUAAAAGUAUUUAAGUAGGUAGUAAACGAUUAUUAUUGUACCUAAAACAUUAUUUUACU
This is a messenger RNA of Metopolophium dirhodum (rose-grain aphid), 2265 nucleotides long. RefSeq lists its product as uncharacterized. NCBI's taxonomy places the organism in Eukaryota, Metazoa, Arthropoda, Insecta, Hemiptera, Aphididae. The coding region runs from base 297 to 986 and encodes 229 amino acids. The transcript has 3 exons. The record is from RefSeq and is a predicted model, not a curated record.